AUGUCGGAUAAAAUCCAAGAUGGAGAAGCGACUCUUGAUUUAGAAGAAAAUGUGGAAAUUGAUCUUAAAGUCGGUGUUUUGGACAAAAGUGUUUUAGCUACCCAUGAAGACCCUGAACCAGAAUUUGAAACUUCAUUCCCCCUGGGAUUAUCCCUGGAUGCUACAUUGAAUAGUGGUUUUGCUUUGGAUGAUGAUACUGAGGAACAACCUGUGGAUCCUUUUCAGUAUGCAGUACCUGGUGUUCCUACUCAGGAAUCUAGUUCAGCAUCAGAUGUGGAAUGUGUCCCUAAUGAUGCUUCUACUGGCGCUCGGAGCCAGUUGAAAAAUUUGGAACCAAUUGUUGGAACUAGUUCUGAAGAUGGUUCCAAGGAAAAUAGUGUUUCUGUGAUUGAGACAAAAAUUGAACACCAUUUGGAAGAUCACAAGUUGGAUACCAAGUCCAAAGAUGUUGAUGCCAAAGCAGAUGCAAGGGUGGUGGAUGACAAAACAUCUGCAGAUGACAAUUUGGAAAUUGACCUGAAAGUCGGUGUCUUGGACAAAAGUAUUCUGAGUCCACAUGAAGAGGAUCCUCCACCAGAAUUUGAAGCUUCAUUCCCUCUAGGAUUAUCCCUGGAUGCCACCUUGAAUAGUGGUUUUGCUUUGGAUGACGACACUGAGGAACAAGCUGUGGACCCUUUUCAGUAUGCUGUUCCAGGAGUUCCUACUCCAGAGGUGGAUGAAAAUGUCAGUUGUCCUUCCCGAGAAAUAAAAAAAUCUUCUGAUCUAGAUCUUCAGCAAGGUACAGAAGACUUCUCUAAAGAGGAUGGUGAUGCCAACUUAACACCAGAGAGUACCCAUCCUUCUGUUGAUGCAGAACCUGAAAAAGGCUCUCCAAUAAUUCCCAAAGAACAGCUCUCCAAAGUGGAUGGAUCUUUUGAAAAUCUUCCAAGUCAUCAGCUGGAUGGAUCUUUUGAAAAUCUUCCAAGUCAUCAGCUGGAUGGAUCUAUGGAAAAUCUUCCUCCAAGCCCAAAGCUUGAUCAAUCUCUUGAAAUUCUUCCUCCAAGCCCAAAGCUGGAUCAAUCUGUUGAAAAUCUUCCAAGCCCUAAGCUGGAUCAAUCUGUUGAAAAUCUUCCAAGCCCAAAGCUGGAUCGAUCUGUUGAAAAUCUUCCAAGCCAUCAGCUGGAUGGAUCUAUGGAAAAUCUUCCUCCAAGUCCUAAACUGGAUGGAUCUAUGGAAAAUCUUCCUCCAAGCCCAAAGCUGGAUGGAUCUAUGGAAAAUCAGCUAUCAAAUCUCAAGGUUGAUCAUUUAAAUCCUGAGAUGGAUGGUUCUGUGGAUAAUCUCCCUGCUGGUCCUAAGAAUGAUGCAUCUUUGGGAAAUGAUGACAGCUCUGUAUCACAUCCUUCAUUGGAAACUGAUCCUUUGGGUAAGGCUGAAAUUGAGGAAAUGCUACCACUGAUUCUGAAUGAUGACAUGUUGCUUCCGACAGACAAACUUUCUGGAAAUGAGGACAUUUUAGUAGUUUUAGAGGAUCCGGACAUAGAAAUUCCUCUUUUAAACGAGGACAUGCUUGAUUUAGAGACAGUGACACCCAAAGAUCUUGUGGAGUCCCAUCACAGUUCUGAAGCCCAGCUGGUGGAGGAUGCAUCUCUUAAAGCUUCCAGGAACCUCGGUGACAACCAUGGAAGUCCAGAUAAAGAUGCUCAUUCUUCAGCAGAAAAGCACUUCGAAGACUCUGUUGAUGCAGAAGAUGUUAACCCUGUUGACUUGGCCCAAAACGCCAGUCCUGAAAUGGAAGUUGGUGAUAUUAAGAAAACUGCCAGUACUGAUGCUAGCAAUGAUGAUGAUGAUGAUGAUGAUGAUGAUGAUGAUGAUGUUCCCUUGUUGGAAACGAGAAUGGGAGAUUGUGGCAAAGUGUCCAAACAGCCUGAAGUUCUGUUGGACAGUUUAGCUCUGGAUGGCCACAUUCUUACACCAUCAGAUCCAGAUAAGAAUCAAAACAGUUUGGCACCGAAAUGGGAUGAAAGGACAGAUUCAAAAGGCAUGGAUUUUGAUCCAAAAGACGUUGUCAUGACAUCUUUUGAUUCCAUGGGUCUUCAGGGUGACUCUGACCAUUCCAAAGAUGGCCACGUUGGACGAGAGAGGAGUGACUCCAAACGAUCUAUGGGAUUUCACGAAAAUGACGAAGACGAUUUCUCUGUAUUCCACAUGGAAUGGAGGGAAAGAUUGAAUUCCUUCCGUGUGAAAUUGAAGUCCAAAUUUUGGCGCCGAAAAUCCAUGCAAGCAGCGGAAUCUCCUGAUGGAGAACCAGAGACUGAAAGUGAAAAGAAAGUCGAAAGCAAGGACCAACAAGAAUUUAAAUUCGGCUUUGCGUUUGCAUACUAUUAA
Molecule: messenger RNA, 2364 nt
Organism: Lottia gigantea (owl limpet)
Lineage: Eukaryota; Metazoa; Mollusca; Gastropoda; Lottiidae
Exons: 3
Coding region: 1-2364 (787 amino acids)
Source: RefSeq, a predicted model, not a curated record